Ciona intestinalis (vase tunicate) is the source of this 1998-nucleotide messenger RNA. Lineage: Eukaryota; Metazoa; Chordata; Ascidiacea; Phlebobranchia; Cionidae. The record is from RefSeq and is a predicted model, not a curated record.
CGAUUCCUUAUAAAAAAUUGUGUUUAAAAAGUGAUAAUCUACGCUACGCUGGAAGUUUGCCGUUUUACCACAGUCCUGUAACAGUGUAACACCUGCAGUAUCAAAGCAUAUGGUAUCUAAACACGGUUUGAUCUAUUAUUAUCUCGGUGCUUGUGAAGAAUUUUACUUAUAAAGAUAUUUUUUAAGUACAGGUUUUACAUUUUUUCUAGUUCUUAUUUACUUUAGCUAUAUAUAUUCAGUUUUGUUUUAGUGCCCCAAACAUGCAAUCUAACACAACAAGCAUGCCAUUAAACACCCUGAACAAACAACCCAUUACUCCAAUAAUGAAAUCAAAAACUCAAAGCAUGCAAUCAAACACCCCAUUCAACACCACAGGCUUGCCAUUCAGUAUUCAAAGCAUGUCACCAAACUAUCUAAAAAAUCAUCUUGGUGUCCCAAAUAUGCAACCGUAUACUCCAAGCAUGCAAUCCACAGAAUCCAACACCCAAAGCUUGCCAUUUAUCUCAAACUUUCAGACCAACAUUACAGGCAUGUCAUCAAAUACCCAAAGCAUGCCAUUCGGACGUCCAAACAUACAGUCAAAUACCCCAGCAAGAAUGCUAUAUACUGAAAACAGCACCUUAAACAUGCAGUCCAGCACCAAUCGACGAGCACGACGUGAAAACUUUACAAGGGCCGAAGAAGAUACAUUGUAUCGGAUCAUAAAUUGCCCUUAUCGUCAAUUCAAGGAUGUGCUUGCAAUAAAGCGUAAUGAUAGCAUCACUGCUGCCUUAAAACUAAACAAUUGGCAGCUAAUUACCAAACUGUUUAAUUAUGCAACAACAGGCAAAGCACGCAGUGUGGAAAACCUGAAACGUAAAUGGCGAAAUAUGGCAGCACGGAAGAUGAAAAAUUAUGAUGAGGGAUCAGAAUGUAACACAACUGCUCAAUCAAUGUGUGAACAAGUAUUACCACAAACUGCCUCUUCUGUUACAUCAACCUUUGUACCUGUUUCAGUGCCUGUGUCCACUGUUCAUCUUGAAGAAUCUCUGGGACCUCCUAAGCUUAUUGAUGAAGAUGAUUUACAUCCAUUAAAGAUACAUGAAGUACCAGAUGUGAAUAAUUUUGAAUCUGUAAAAGAGAAGAGUCAACUAAAAAAAGAAAAAGGUUUUAAAGAAGUUUGUGUUUCAGAAGCAAUUUUAACAAGUGUAAAUGGUUUAUUAGAAUCUACAGAAAAAGCUGAUGACACCACAGAUUCACAACAAGAGCAAAGUUUGACAUCUUUAGAAUCUGUGCAAGAAGAGAAAGCAACUUCUGCUCAAAAUUCAGCAGUUGAAUCAAACCAGGAAGAAAUUGAAAUUUCAGAAUCUACAAGUGUACAGCAGCAGUGGAGUGAAUAUGAAUCAGAGGAAGGUUUGCACACAAAUAUCUGGAAGAUGGAAGAUUAUGACAAGGCCUAUAAUAGAAAGCAGGAAGAACUUUUAAUGGCAAAAAGAGAAAAAGAAAUUGCAACCCUUGAGUUAGAGCGACAGAAAUAUGAAGCAGAGAUUAAGACACUGAAGAUGAAAUGUGAGGCAAUAGAUGUAAUGCAUGAGAUUGACCUGCAGAAACAUGAGCAUGAAAUUGCACUUUUAAGAUUGAGGAAAAAAGCUGAUGGAGAAAUGUAUGCAAGGCAACAGCAAACAUAUCAAGACAGGCAGAAAUCAUUGGAAAACAUUAGGACAAGGGCAGAAGAAAGAGAUAUGCAGACAAGAAAAAUAGAGGUAGGGCAAUAUCAGUCACAGUUUCGGAGAAUUGAACAGAAUGGACUUUACAAUAUUAGGAUUGUAGGUGACCAGCAUUAAUCUGAAGACUUGGUGGUCCCCCUUAAAACAAAAGAAUAUACUAAAAUAUUAUCCAACAAUAGUGAUAUUUAUAUUGCAUUUGUUUUUUUUUAUUGUGUUCGUUCUUUGAAUUCUUUGUGUUUUUGUUAUGCUGUGAUUGUUUAGCGUUAUCAAGAUGGAAAUUUCUUUGUACAAA